Molecule: messenger RNA, 669 nt
Organism: Pyrenophora tritici-repentis Pt-1C-BFP
Lineage: Eukaryota; Fungi; Ascomycota; Dothideomycetes; Pleosporales; Pleosporaceae
Product: CGI-121 domain containing protein
Biological process (GO): tRNA threonylcarbamoyladenosine modification
Cellular component (GO): EKC/KEOPS complex; cytosol; nucleus
Source: RefSeq, a predicted model, not a curated record
AUGGUGUCGGUGCGAGUGCGAACCUUCACCCUACCACACUACCUCGCUUACCCCGUGCACGUUGGCCUGUUCACCGACGUUGCCAACGCCGCCUUCCUUCGCAGCCAGCUGCUCGACGCCAACCCGCAUUUCGACUAUGCAUUUCUAGAUGCAUCCAUGAUCAUCUCACCGCAGCACCUCCUCUCAGCUACCUUCCUGGCUCUGCACAACUUCCUGACCUCCCGCCCCAAGACUCGCACCCCUCACUCGGAACUGGUAUUCCGACUUUCUCCCAACAACAAUAUUGGCGAGUCGUAUAAGAAAUUUGGCAUCUCAGAUACCACUACCACCCUCAUCGCUGUCAAGCUGCCUCUCUCAACGUCCGGCCCAGAAGGCGUUUAUUCAAAGGAUGAAUCAAUCACUAAUGAAAGUGUGAGCAAACAUCUUGAAAGCGUCAUAGAGGGGGCUUGUGUGGAUAUCGGGGAGACGGGGGAGCAGCUGUCCAUGUCACGUGAUGUUGCAAAGAUAAGGAAAGUGUAUAAACUGGGUGGGGGAGACGGCGCAGGUGCAGGGAAGAAAGGGAGCAAGGGUGCUAUCGUAGAUGGACAUGGUAAUGGUGAGAAGAUGGAAGAUGAGAUAGCGAAGAUGGAAAGUGUGAUCCUCGGUAUUAUUGCUUUGAAGGGGUCGUGA